AUGGAUUAUCAAUCGAGCAUCUUCCAGGACAAUAACCCCAUGGAGAAUCUGGAAAAACAGCUGAUCUGCCCUAUUUGCCUAGAGAUGUUCUCCAAGCCUGUGGUCAUCCUACCUUGCCAGCAUAACCUCUGCAGGAAAUGUGCUAAUGACAUUUUUCAGGCUUCAAAUCCAUACUGGCAAACAAGCCGAGGAACCACCAUAUCUGGAGGGCGGUUUAAGUGUCCCUCUUGCCGACACGAAGUCAUCUUGGACCGCCAUGGAGUCUACGGCCUCCAGAGGAAUCUGCUGGUAGAGAAUAUCAUCGAUAUCUAUAAACAAGAAUAUUCAAGCCGUCCCCUCAAGAAGGGAAACCACCCAAUGUGCAAGGAACACGAAGAUGAAAAGAUCAACAUCUAUUGCUUGACCUGUGAGGUUCCUACCUGCUCUAUGUGCAAAGUCUUCGGAGCACACAAAGAUUGUGAAGUGGCGCCUCUGCAAAGUGUCUUUCAGGGACAGAAGGUAUGAGCCAAUGAGAUUUGUUCAGAAGGAACCAACUCAACUUCUUUCAUUCUUCUCUCUCUGUGACAGGAGAACAGUCAGUUGGCUAAGCAGUCUUUGUGCGAGAAGUUUGAAGCUCUCAUUGCUGUCCUUGAGGAGAAGAGGACGAACCUUCUGCAGCGCAUCACCAAGGAGCAGGAGGAGAAGGCUGGGUUCAUGCAGAACCUCAUCCAACAGUAUAAAGAGCAACUGGAGACAUCCAGCAAGCUGAUUGAGAGUGCCAUUCAGUCUAUGGAGGAAGAAGGAGGAGCCGCUUUUCUCAUGACUGCCAAGCAACUUAUUAAAACAAUUGUGGAUGCAUCAAAAGGUGGCCAGUUGGAGAAGAUCGAGACAGGCUUUGAAAACAUGGACUACUUCACUGUAGAUUUGGAAAGUAUCACAGAAGCCUUGAGAAGCAUCGACUUCGAAGCAGAUGAAGAUGAUGAUGAACUGAAUGAGGAAGACGAAACAGAAGAGGAACAGCCAGUUGGACAAACAGAUGGUACACAGUAACCAAGAAAGAACUUGAGAUUCCAAGGAGAAAGCAAGCAGAAUAACUGGCUCCGUAGGAUUUGGAGAAAGGAAGAGGAGGGAUGGGGUGGGGGGAACCCAAACUGGAUGCCCAUCAAGUUAACAGGGCAAAACCCGGCUGAUGAAGGAUCGUUUGGGAUGUAGAAUUUGUGGCCACGCAGGAAGGCAAAAAUGCACAGAGACACUUUAUACACGGGUGCAACAUGGAACUUUUCAUACAUGUUAUAUAUGGUGAUUUCUUUUGUACAUAAUUGUUCAGGACACUUGAUUUGGGGGGGGGUGUUAAAAGAAAAUAUAAGAUUU
Molecule: messenger RNA, 1350 nt
Organism: Thamnophis sirtalis
Lineage: Eukaryota; Metazoa; Chordata; Lepidosauria; Squamata; Natricidae
Source: RefSeq, a predicted model, not a curated record